AUGGAAAUGCCAGAUUCAUCUGAGGAAAUUGAUCAACUUGACGUGGAGACAGCAGAAGAUCAGGCAACUGAAAUUGCCACCGAUGAUGUACCUCCCGUCGAGCAACAACGCUUA
Molecule: messenger RNA, 114 nt
Organism: Strongylus vulgaris
Lineage: Eukaryota; Metazoa; Nematoda; Chromadorea; Rhabditida; Strongylidae
Source: the annotation of a GenBank genome assembly